AUGGUUGGAAAAAUUUUGUUCUAUAUACAUUUUGGACUUGUCUUCCACGUUGUGAUUUGUUUUAAGGAUACUGUCGAAGUGCCACGUUUUGAAGAUAGCUUAAACAACCUGACAGUAUCAUUAGGAAGAGAAGCUGUAUUUACGUGUGUCGUCAAUGACCUCGGCAAUUACAGAGUGGCGUGGCUACGCGUGGACACGCAGACGAUCCUGACGAUCGCCACUCACGUGAUCACGAAGAACCAUCGUAUCGCGGUUAACCAUAGCGACAGGCGAGUGUGGUUUCUACAUAUACACGACGUGCGUCAAUCCGACCGCGGUUGGUACAUGUGCCAACUCAACACCGAUCCUAUGAAGAGCCAGACGGCGUAUUUAGAUGUCGUAGUCCCUCCAGAUAUUUUGGACUACCCAACGAGUAGCGACCAAGUUGCACGAGAAGGUGCUAAUGUGUCACUUCGAUGUGCGGCUCAUGGGGUGCCAACUCCAACUGUUGUAUGGAGGAAGGAGGCUGGGGAUUUAUUACCCACGUCAAACUUCAGUGACACGCAAAACUCGUCGGUAAGUGGCGCCGUGGUGCACUUAGUGAAGGUGUCGCGAUUGCACAUGGGGGCGUACCUCUGCAUCGCGAGCAACGGCGUGCCGCCCUCUGUCAGCAAGCGGGUCAUGCUCGUCGUUCACUUUCCACCUAUCAUGACAAUACAAAACCAACUGGUAGGCGCGAAUGAAGGCGACACGGUGCAUCUUGACUGUCACUCUGAAGCUUUCCCCAGGUCCAUCAACUACUGGACUAUCAAUGAACAAAUCAUAUCACAAACCGAUAAAAGGUUUGAAGUAAUAGCUGUGGAGCGCGGCUACGAAGUGGACAUGCGCUUGAAAAUAAAGAAAGUAGGUCGCAGUACCUUUGGCACGUACAGUUGCAUAUCAAAAAACUCCCUAGGCGACACCGAUGGGACUAUUAAAUUGUAUCCUUUAUCUGGUAGAUUUGAGGAGAUGCAAUACAAUGAAGUAGGAGACUUUGAAGAAACGCCCGAUGUGAGCGAGUUAGAGGCGUUAAAACGAAGCUCGGCGAGUGCCCUCGCACCAGUACUCACUCUCAUAGCCAUUAUUGCCAUAUUA
Molecule: messenger RNA, 1113 nt
Organism: Brenthis ino (lesser marbled fritillary)
Lineage: Eukaryota; Metazoa; Arthropoda; Insecta; Lepidoptera; Nymphalidae
Source: the annotation of a GenBank genome assembly